Molecule: messenger RNA, 1212 nt
Organism: Symbiodinium necroappetens
Lineage: Eukaryota; Dinophyceae; Suessiales; Symbiodiniaceae
Source: the annotation of a GenBank genome assembly
AUGGCUCGCUCCUCGAGUGUCCUUGCCGGUGGCCUUCUUGGCGCCGCCUCUUUGGGAGGCCUUGCCUUCUUGGCACCCGGGCAGAGCCGUGCUCAACCGAUGCAGCAGGAGGUGGCCCACGCGCAGGGAUUCUUGGCAUCCAGCACUGGCACCAGCACUAGCAGCACGGGUGCUGUGCAGGGCAUGGCCGGUGCCUUGGCCGUGGCCGGCUUGAGUGUUGCCGCUGUGCGAGGCGCGUCGGCUUCUUCCCGCCAGCAGGGCGUCAAGCCUCGCGCAGCCAAGAGCGUCGUCGCAUGCAGGUCCUUGGCCAAGCUGAAGAUUGAUGGAGUGGACCUCAAGGACAAGCGUGUCUUCAUCCGCGUCGACUUCAACGUGCCUCAGGACAAGAAGGACCCGAACAUCAUCACCAACACGGCCCGAAUCGAUACCGCUCUGCCCACCAUCAAGUAUGCCCUGGACAACGGUGCCAAGUCUGUGGUGCUUUGCUCGCACUUGGGCCGCCCCAAUGGGCAGAAGGACGAGAAGUUCUCCAUGAAGCCAGUGGCCAAGGUGGUCGAGGAGAAGUUGGGACGCCCCGUGAAGCUGAUGAACGACGUGGUCGGGGAGGAGGUCGAGGCUGCGUGCGCCGACCCCGAGCCGGGCACUGUGAUCUUGCUGGAGAACUCCCGGUACUACGUUGAGGAGGAAGGCAAGGGCAAGGAUGCUGAUGGCAACAAGGUGAAGGCCUCCUCCGACAAGGUGAAGGAGUUCCGCGCAUCCCUGGCCAAGAAGAAGGCCGAGGAGAAGGGCGUGGAGCUCAUUUUGCCGGUGGACUUCGUGUGCUCCUCCAAGUUCGGGGAUGAUGGCGAGAUCCAGGAAGGUGACAUGAGCACCGGGGUUCCCGAGGGCUUCCUGGGCCUCGACAUUGGCCCCAAGUCCAUCGAAAUGAACGACGAGGCGAUCAAGAAGUCCAAGACGAUCGUGUGGAACGGUCCCAUGGGUGUCUUCGAGAUGGAGGCUUUCGAAAAGGGGACGAAGCAGAUGAUGGAGACCAUCGUGUCGGUCACGAAGGACGGCGCCGUCUCCGUGAUCGGCGGUGGCGACACCGCCACCGCCUGCAAGAAGUAUGACACUGUUGACAAGGUCUCUCACUGCAGCACUGGUGGUGGGGCAUCCCUGGAGCUCUUGGAGGGCAAGCUCCUCCCCGGCGUGGCGGCGCUGGAUGAUGCCUAG